GAGGGAGCCACAAGCAAAUGUGGUAGAAACAAAAAUAGUCGCGCUGCAGAGCGUCUCAACACCCCUUGCUCCUGCACACUCGUCACUUCUUCGCGACUUUGCUUAUCUCCAAUGGCGCGCGACAACGGCACAGGUCCCGCCGCGUCGAUAGCGCAGUCUUCGGCCCCAGCAAGGGCCCGAGCUUCGUGCUCGCGAUGCCAUAAGAGGAAGAAGAGGUGCGACAGAAUGUUGCCGUCAUGCAAAAAUUGCGGCUCGGCGCGGGUGAGAUGUAGCUUCGAGGACGAUGAUCUCCAAACAGCCUCGUACCCCAUAGUGUAUGUCCAGGGGCUAGAAGAGAGGUUGCGCCGUCUGGGUAGGUCUAUGGCUGCCCAGGAGCGGGAUACGCCGCAAGCCGCAGAGGCCACUCCGGUCUUGAAUAACAAUCACCUCUAUGAAGACUUUGAGAUGCCCGAAAUAGCAAUGGUGGGCCAGGAGUGCAUCCCUGAAGGUGUUUACGGAAGCCAAGUAGGAAACACAUCCACCCUUGCCGACAGCGCCGAAGAUCUGGUAGAAAGCCCCCUUGUGAACUCACGGCCCGCACCAGACCAAACCCCAACCUUUGGGCAGCAACUCACAGUGCUCUCGCUGGAGGCUACCGCUGAACGGCAUUUGGGAUCGACUACGGGACUCUCAUUUGCAAACCUGACACAGAUGAUUCUACGUCGUUUGGCGCCAGACAAGGCGGACUUUGUAUUCAAUCGCCAUCAGGAUAACACUACAGAAAUGGAUCUCUUGGAUCUCAGUUCUUCUUCAAACCCCUUUAACGACUCUUUCUUCCAAAGCUUGAAUGAGUCCAUCUCCCCCUAUCCGCUACUUUUUGGUGACCUCCUCUUCACCGACUCUGCCUGGUCCGGCAACGCCAUUGACUCCCUAGCCUGGCCAAGCGAUGAGACACAUGUGCGGCGGCUGGUAAAUUUCUAUUUUGCUCACUCCCAUACCCUCUAUCCCAUCCUGGACCGCUCCGAGGUCAUGGACACUCUUGAAAAGAUCCAUCAAAAUCCUCAGAACUGGGCCACACAAACUCCCCUCCGCGCCUUCAGAAUUUGGAUGGUCCUAGCCAUCGGCUCUACCGCUUACUCUUCUGUCACACUGACCGAUGAAUCGGAAUCAAUGUUGUUUUACAACAAGGCUCUGCAGUAUUCCGAGCAAGCCUUAGGGGGUGACGAGAUGGUAGGAAAACUUGCCGACAGCUUCAUCGCUGACAAGAGCCCAUCUGACACAUGGUUCCUGGUUGGCACAGCUGCUCGUCUGGCGUUGGGUAUGGGGCUCCAUGCGGCCUCGUCAUAUCGCAAAUUUCCUCUUCAUGUGCAACAAAGACGCAAACGAAUUUUCUUUUCAAUAUACAUGAUGGAUCGCCUUGUUUCCAUUACUUUAGGCCGACCGUUCGCACUUCACGACGAUGACAUAGAUGUAACACCCUUCGAGAAUGUCGACGAAGAGUUUAUACAUGCGGAAUCCAUAAGCCCGCAGAACCCCCUUCAGCCAUCACUGAUGGCCGUUCCGCUGCACAUUCUGUCGCUACGGAGAAUUGCGGGCAAAAUUUCGCGACAAGUCUACGGAAAUGUUAAGAACGCAAAUUUGACUUCGCCAGAACGUGAGGCUAUAAUAGCUUCCUUACACCAAGAACUUCUCGACUGGCGUCGGAGCAUGCCCUUCCCGCUCCCAGACGUCAACGAAAGCGUGCCACAUCUCAACACUACCUGGUAUGACUUCAACUACUAUACCCACCUGGCCAUGAUCUACAGACCAUCACCGCUAUUUCCCGUUUCAGAUUUGAAGCGGAUAAAAAUGCUGGAGAUGGCAGCGUCCAUGUCGCUCCGCCAAGCGUUCAGUAUGCAUCAGCAACAACGAUUUGCAUAUAACUGGUUGAAUUUUCUCGCUCUCUUCACGGCAACUUUGUCACUAAUCUAUGCAAUAACGGCUCAACCUGAUGACCUUAGCACCGUCUUGAGAAACACGCGAGCUAUCGCUGAUCUCGACCUCGCAACACAGCUUUUCGAGACACUAGGACUCAAGUUUUUGGCAGCGAAGGAGAUUCAGGGCAUGAUCGCCAAGAUAUCCCGGCGAUAUAAAGAGGUUCGCGCCUUGAAUGAUACAGAGCCCAAUAUGGGCUAUUGA
Messenger RNA from Penicillium crustosum, 2157 nucleotides. RefSeq lists its product as uncharacterized. The transcript is spliced from 5 exons. The record is from RefSeq and is a predicted model, not a curated record. NCBI's taxonomy places the organism in Eukaryota, Fungi, Ascomycota, Eurotiomycetes, Eurotiales, Aspergillaceae. Gene Ontology annotation, molecular function: sequence-specific DNA binding; DNA-binding transcription factor activity, RNA polymerase II-specific; zinc ion binding. Gene Ontology annotation, biological process: positive regulation of transcription by RNA polymerase II; DNA-templated transcription. The annotation marks the transcript as partial.